GGGGGGCGGGGCUUCACGGGCGGGGCCGCGGGGUGACCCUGCCGGCGCGGGCCGCACCGAGCAGCAGAGGAACUCCAGCAGCAGUCAGCGCAGAGCCCAGCCCGUGCGGAGCUACCACCAUGCCCAAGUGCCCCCGUUGCCAGAAGGAGGUCUACUUCGCUGAGAAGGUUACCUCCCUGGGGAAAGACUGGCACCGACCAUGCUUGAAGUGUGAGAAAUGCAACAAGACCCUGACUUCAGGUGGCCAUGCUGAGCAUGAUGGGAAGCCCUAUUGCAACCAGCCGUGCUAUGCUGCUUUGUUUGGACCCAAAGGAUUUGGCCGGGGCGGUACCGAGAGUCACACAUUCAAGUAAACCUCAGGGCUGGAUGGAGAGGAUUCCCGGUGGAGCCUGAGGACAGCACAAGCACCACGACAAAUGCAUUUAAAUUCACUAUGUAAUUAACUAGCACAUUAAAAGUAAUAAAUUACCUAGAGGAAUUUAGCUGGCGGUGACGGGAGAGUCUCUGCUCUCUAUCUAUCAGGAUGUGGCGUGGGGGACGGGGGAGUUGGCCAAUAUCACUGAAAGCCUUGUGGAAAAAAAGAAGGUCCCAGAUCCCUUUCCAGCCAAACAUGUAGCCCUGCUUUCAAACCCAACCUCUAGUGGCAGGAUUCUGCAGAUGUAUUUGCAGCCACUAAUAAAGCCAGAAUGAAAGCC
Chrysemys picta bellii (western painted turtle) is the source of this 695-nucleotide messenger RNA. It is a transcript of the gene CRIP1, whose product is annotated as cysteine rich protein 1. Gene Ontology annotation, biological process: regulation of gene expression; intrinsic apoptotic signaling pathway in response to DNA damage. Gene Ontology annotation, molecular function: zinc ion binding. The record is from RefSeq and is a predicted model, not a curated record. NCBI's taxonomy places the organism in Eukaryota, Metazoa, Chordata, Testudines, Emydidae.